CUCCAAUGGGAACAACGAGAGUGCCCGCCAUUUCAAUGUGUGCUUACCUUUGUGAGUCAAGCAGUUCAUGUAAGGUAUUCCACUACAAUAACAUCUCACAGGAAUGUAGCCUUUAUAACAGUCAGAACCACAGAGAUGUCGGGGAGGAAGUGGGCAGUAAUCACUUUCAAAUCAUGCCGAAAGCUUGUGUACCUGGAAAGGACGAGUGGAUUCCUGACCUACAAAAAUGCAUAUACACUCACGCAACUCCAAUACUCUACAAAGACGCCCAAGCAACGUGCCAUACAAUGUCUAAAGAAUUGGUGAGCUUGGAAACCACUCAGAAGUAUCUCGCUAUUAAAAGUCUAAUGAAAAGAUUCGAUAUGAAAUUUAUUCAUGUCUAUGCUAAGAGAGUGGCUCCAUUGUCCUAUACGUGGCGGGACGGGUCUUUGAUGACUGGUCCGUGGUGCCCACAACAACCAUUUGAGGAUCGUGAGUGUAUGGGACUGAUCGUUGACGACUGGUGUCCGAGCAUGGCCCUUGACGAUAGUUCCUGUACAGACGACAAGAGGCUAUUUUUCUGUGAAUGAUGUCUGAAGGAUAAUCACCCCAGCCGAUCAAAAAUGUAAUCACAUGGAUCUCUGAACAAUACCUCCGAGAGAAAUCUUUGUCCCUUUGUGAAUUUUAAGAUGGCAAAACUUAAAAAAGAUUUUACAUAUUACUAGAAUAUGCCUGUAUUUAAUUUAUUCUUGUGAUUUAAAGAAAAUCAGAUAUUUAGAUAUAGAGUUCUUAGAAUUGCAUUUCAGCUUCAUUUUAUGGAAAUCGGAUAUUUAUAUACAGAGUUCUUAGAAUUGCAUU
Messenger RNA from Saccostrea cuccullata (small rock oyster), 837 nucleotides. RefSeq lists its product as uncharacterized. NCBI's taxonomy places the organism in Eukaryota, Metazoa, Mollusca, Bivalvia, Ostreida, Ostreidae. The record is from RefSeq and is a predicted model, not a curated record. Bases 6 to 569 code for a protein of 187 amino acids. The transcript is spliced from 3 exons.